AUGGCGGCGGUGGAGGUGGACCUGGGCUACCUGUCCGCGCAUGCCGGCGUGCCAGAGGCCGACCUGAACACAAUUGUCACUGCGCCGACCGUCGACAUCGUGACGUCUGUGCUGGCGGCAAUUGUUACGAAACUGCGUGACCUUGAACAAGAGAAGUUUCAACUUGGCGUUGAACUUGAGGGCGCGUUCAGAGGCGCAGAAUCGCGAUGCGAACAGUUCAAGGCAACCGCAGAUAAGGCGCUCAAGGAGCUCCAAACUCUCAAGUCCUCAAAGACGACAUCGGUUUCGGAGAUUGAGACACUUCGCGCGCGAAUUACCUCCCUCGAGACUUCCAACCGUGAGACCCUGGCGAUCGUCGACUCCAAGACGACCGCAAAUGCCAGCCUCUCCGAAGAACUCCAGAAACAACACCAGAAAAUUCUGAAGCUCAAUCAGGAGAUCACCGCCCUGAAUCAGUCAGUCCAGACGGCGCAGACAGCGGCGAAUUCGGCAAAGUAUCGCGAGGAGGCGCUCAAGCAGGAGCUCGACCUCGCGAAGAAGAACAACGACUGGUACGACGCCGAAUUAAAGACAAAGACGGCCGAGAACCUCAAGAUUCGGAAAGAGAAGGGCGCCAAAAUUGCCGAGCUGCAACGCCAGAACGAGGAUGCCUUGUCGAACAUCGAGUCGCUUACGCGGACCGAGCAGCAACUUCGAAAGAGAUUGGAGGAGGCCCAGUCCAAGGCGGAGGAGUCGCUUACCAAGGUGCAACAGCUGCAAGAAUCUGCCGCCCGCGCUGAAGAGAGCUUCAGGCAAGAGUUGGAGUCGUCAAAACGCCUAGUUCAGCUGAAGGAUGAGCAGUCCCAAACUCAUCGCAACCGCCUCAGGGAGGUUGAGCUUCGGCUCGAGCAAGUAAAAGACGAUGCUGCUGAAGAGGUUCGGCGAGUGCGGCGCGAGUUGGAGAAAGAGAAGGAGGAGCACGCUCGGACUGAACAGCAGGCUCAGGAACUGCAGGCCGAUGUGGACCGGCUGAGGGCCCUCGUUGACUCCCACGAUGGCGGGCCCGGCUCGGGACCACAGACUCCGCGGGCUAACGGCUCCUUCCUGGGCCGGCCAGGCUCUCCAUUCGGCACCCCUGCAUCGAUACGCGGAAAGGCGACGCAGCGCGCCACGGAAACCCUUGAGGAGCUCCUCAAGGUCAAGGCGCAGCUCACUGGGGAACAGCGCCGGAAUCAGAAGCUGCAAGAAGAUCUGGACGAUGCCGUGACCAUGUUGGAGGCCAAGCUACCUGAGCUUGAGGAGUACCAAGCCGAGAACGAGCGCCUCACGAACGAAAACAUCCAGAUGUCAGAACUUGCGCAGCAGUCUUACGAGCAGCGAGAUUCAGCCGUCAAGGCUCUCCGCAAGGCUGAGGGUGCUGCCGCCGCCGCUCAGGCUGAAAUCAGGGUCCUGCAGACUCAGUUGCGCGAUCUCAGCACGCAGAUACACGUCCUCAUCUUCAACAUUCAUGCCCAAGAGAAGGGCAUGGAUCAUCUUACCGAUGAGGAGGUGGAACAGUUCGAGCGCCUUCAGCGCGGCGAGGUCGCCGAGAACGCCUUGGACGACAUGUCGGACACCCAUAGAUUCAUCACCGAAAGAUUCACCGCGUUCAAGAACAUCUUCGAGUUGCAGCAAAAGAACGAAGAGCUUCUGAAGCUUACCCGGGAGCUCGCUACUAAGAUGGAGAAUGAAGAAGCUUUGGCUGCCAAGCAACAAGCCGCCGAGGACCACGAAGAAGUCCAGCAACUCCGGGGUACGGUAUCGGCGUUGCAGGACGAGGUUCAAUCUAUUACCGUCCGCAUGAAGAGCUACAUGACGGAGCGCGACAUGUUCCGCCGUAUGCUCCAACAAAAGGUGACACCUGCCGAGAUUCAGCAAGCUCUCGGCCUUCCUCGGGAAGGUGGGCAGCGCGAAGUGCUCGCUAGCAUCGAGCAGGGCCCGCAAGUCGACGAAGCCAACCUUACUGCAGCGCUGAGAGAACUGCAAGCACAGUUCGAUUCCUACCGGAACGACCAAGCCGCAGACAGGAACGCCAUGAAGGACCAGAUCGGGAAACUGUCGUCUGAGAAGGGCUCUCUUCAGAGCGAGGUAUCGCGCCUUUCCAGUCAGCUCACCCUUGCGACGGAGCGCUACCACAUGCUCGAGUCGAACUUCAAGGCUCUUCAGAGCGAGAAGCUCGAGCUGCAGAAGAGAAACCAGUCCCUGUCUGAGUCUGCAGCCAAGCAAGACAUGCGGACCCAACAGGUCGCGGAGGACCUCGUCGAGGCUCGCGGUUUGGUCGAGAGCCUCAGGAGUGAGAAUGCUAACCUCCGCGCGGAGAAGACGUUGUGGAAGACGAUCCAAGAGCGCCUCAGCCAGGAUAAUGAGAGUCUUGCACAGGAGAAGACUCGGCUCAACGGCCUGCUCUCGAGCCAACAAUCUCUGCUCAACGAACGUGAGCUCUCGGAAUCGGAAACCAAGCGCAGGUUGCAGGCCCAAGUCGAUUCCUUGGACAGCGAACUCGCGUCGACCAAACGCAAGCUCUCCGAGGAGAUGGAAGAGAGCAAGAAGCUUCAACUGCGCAAAGAGUUCGAUGCGCAGCAGUUCCAGAAGCGCAUCGACGAACUCACUUCCAUGCUUGGCCAGAUCAAGGAAGAAAAUGUGCAGGUCAAGACGACGCGCGACCAUCUGCAGGCCCGCGUGGGUGAGUUGGAGAUCGAACUUCGGAACUCACAGGAGCGCGCCGAGCGUCUCCGGCCCAUUCCAACGCCGAGACCCGGCGCCUUCAGUGAGCAGCGGAGCGAUGACGAGUCUCGAGCUCGGGUAGAAGAGCUGGAGAACGAAGUUCAGGAGCUCAAAAACAGCCUUGACCUGGCCAAUGUCCAGCUGGAGAACGCGAAGCAGCAGGCUGAGCAGUUCAAACAGCUCAGCAAAGACUUGGAGGAGGAACUUUCAAGCCUGAACGAGUCCCACAACCAGUACCGCGAAGAGAUGGACGCGGCUCUCGAAGCCAAGACUGGCUCUGUCAACGAGCUUCAACAACGCUUUGAUGAGAAGGAGCGCAUGCUUCAGAGUGAGAUUGCUCGCCUGAAGGAUGAGGAAGAGCGCUACAAGGAAACGGCUCGGUUCCAUCAGCAGGACCUGCGCGCGCAGGCAGAAAUCGCCACCAAGGCUCAGCAGGACUACGAGCAGGAACUUGUCAGGCACGCGGAAGCAGCCAAGCUCCUGCAGCAGCUUCGCUCUGAGCACAACGAACUUAAGACGCAGUCGGCCGCGUGGCGGGCCGAAGCAGAAUCCGCCAGACUUGCUCUGGCUCAGAGUGAACAGUCCUGGGAGGAGCGCAGGCAGCAGCUCGAGCAGGAGAUCUCGGAGAUCAAGGCAAGGCGUGAAGACGCUGCGGCACAAAAUAAACUCCUGCACCAGCAACUUGACAGCGUCACCGGUCAGAUCGCAGCCCUGCAGCAGCACCGGGCGCAAACGGGUGAUGAGGGCCCGUCGCCGACCGUUGCGGACACUGCGACUGAGGGCCUACGUGAGCUCAACAACUACCUGCGCCGGGAGAAGGAAAUUCUUGAGGUGCAGUAUGACAUCAAGCUCCAGGAAGCGAAGCGGCUCCAACAGCAACUCGAGUACUCGCAAUCUCAACUGGACGAGGCACGUCUCAAACUCGACCAGGAGCGCAGGGCACAUGCCGACAGCUCGCGCAGCUCCCUUACCCACAAGGAGCUCAUGGACAAGCUCAACGAGCUCAACCUCAUUCGUGAGAGCAACGUUACGCUGCGGAAUGAGAACCAGCGUGCUCAGGCACAGCUUGAAGAGAAGUCUCGGAAGAUUGCGGAGCUGGAGGGCAAGAUCCAGCCUCUAGAGGCUCGCAUCUCGGAGCUCGAGCUUGACAAGGGCUUCAAGGAGCAGGAGAUUAAGCAGCUGCAGGAGGCUCGGGAAGGCCUACAGAAGAGAAUCGAGUCGAUCCUUAGUAAGUACGGCCAGGUUGAUCCCCAAGAAGCCGAGCAGCUUCGGACCACGAUCUCGGGUCUGGAGAGCGAACGGGACGCGCUCAAAGAGUCUGAGCAGACUCUCCAGCAGAAGGUCAAGGAGGCCGAGGAAGCCCUGGAGACGAAGACCAAUGAGUGGAAGGCCACCAAGGAGAAGCUGGCCGAGGACUUCAAGGGACGGUGGAGGACAGUGAAGGCUCAGCGCGACGAGGCUAUUGCCGAGAAGAAUGCUCUCCAGAGCACCCUUGACUCGGUCAAUGAGCGGCUGUCCGGAUUGGAGAAGGAGCUGGAAACAUCCAAGCUGGAGUUGGCAGAGCUUACCGGGAGGAACCAGCUGCUUGAACAACAGGCCGCGACUCCACCCCCGGCGGCUGAGGCACCUUCCGCGACUGCGGAUCUCGACCAGGUUGUCUCUCUUACGCAGCAGCUGGAGAGCGUAAGACAGGAGCUGGAGGCUGUCUCAUCCGAAAAGGCGGCAGCGGAGAGUCAGAUCGCCCAGCUGAAGGAGGAAUUGGCAACAGCCAUUGCUGAGCGCGACCAGGCUCUGGCACAGGCUGCAGAAGCGGUAAAUGCUGGUGAGGUUGUCAUGGCAGAUGCUGCUCCCGCACCGCCUCAGCCUCCCGCUGGUCUUUCGGACGACGAGCGGAAGGCUCUCGAGGAGAGAAUCGCGGCCGCCGAAGCCAAGGCGGCGGAAUUUGAGCAGAAGGCCAGGGAGCUCGAGGAGCAGUCGGACAGCAUCGUGAAGCAGCGAUCCGAGAAGAUGAAGAACGCUCUUAAUAAGAAGCUGGCAGAGUCUAAAGAGGCUAUGGAGAAGCAGGCCCAGGAGGAUCGGGUAAAGAUGCAGCAAGAGUUCGAUCUCAAGCUGCAGCAGGAGCUGGCCAUCAUCAAGGCCGAACAGCAGACGGCAGCGCCUCAGAACGGCGUGCCUUCAACUCCCGCCAAGCCCUCCAACGAUACCGAGGCACCACAGACUCCGGCCGUCGAUCUCAGCGCUAUGAAUGAUAUUCAGGUCCGCGAGCUUGUCGCCACCAACCCUACCGUCUCCAGCAUCGUGAAGGCCAACGUCAAGAGGAUGGUUGCGGCUGAAACGAAGAAGGUCAAGGAAGAGACCGAGGCCACGAUGAAGGCCGAGUACGAACAAAAGAUUGCCAACGCAAGGGAGCAGGCGUCCGCCUUGACCGAGAAGAAGUCGGCGCUGCGUAUCAACAUGCUCGACCGACAGAACAAGACGGCCCAAGCUAAGAUCGCUAUCGUCGAGACGGCAGCCAAGGAGACGCCCCAGAAGCCGGUGGUCGAGGUCUGGAACAUCGCUAAGGACGCGAAGCCUCCUGCCCCUCCCGCGGCGCCAGCGCAGGCGAAUGCUGCUGCCGCAGCUGCCACUCCCGCAGUUGCCUCUACUCCUCCUACUCCCGCUCCUACAGGCCAGGCUGCUCCUUCAGGUAUGUUGUCGUCGAGCGCACAAUCCAAGCCGUCUCCACAUUCCCAUGCUAAUACAAGUCCCUUGAUAGUUACUCCUGGCAAAGACGAAGCGAAACCCGCAGCGCCUCCCGCUCAGAGUGCGCUCCGCCAGCCGACAAAGCCGGCCACUGGGAUCCCGAACCCGUUCGGAGCUCCGAGCAACCCCUUCGGUGCGCCCGCUCCCCCGACCAGCAGUCUGCCAGUUAGCGCCACGGGACCACCACAGCCUUCUGCUUCAGCAGGACAGCAGCAGCCGCAACCUCAAGCACAACAGCCUCAACAACCCCAACAUACACAGAAUCAGCCGCGAGGUAUCCCCGUGCCGGCUGGACGAGGCGGUGCUAGCGCUGGCCGGGGGGGAAGAGGCAUCUACCAGGCCGGACCGGGUCGCGGGGGUCAAGGACAGCGCGGACGUGGCGGUUUCAGCCGGGGAGGCGGUGCCGCCGGGAUGAAUCCUAACGCCGGGGAGUUUCACCCGCCCGGUGGUGGUGGUGCCGGCGGGGCAGGGAAUAAGAGGCCGCAUGAUGGUGGGCAGGAGAGCGCGCGGGGUGGAAAGAGGGCCAGGGGCGGCGGCGGGGGACAGCAGAAUGUCUAG
Molecule: messenger RNA, 6042 nt
Organism: Chaetomium strumarium
Lineage: Eukaryota; Fungi; Ascomycota; Sordariomycetes; Sordariales; Chaetomiaceae
Exons: 3
Coding region: 1-6042 (2013 amino acids)
Biological process (GO): mRNA export from nucleus; protein import into nucleus
Cellular component (GO): nuclear pore
Molecular function (GO): structural constituent of nuclear pore
Source: RefSeq, a predicted model, not a curated record